Trichoderma atroviride IMI 206040 is the source of this 1494-nucleotide messenger RNA. RefSeq lists its product as uncharacterized. Gene Ontology annotation, molecular function: ATP binding; ATP hydrolysis activity; proteasome-activating activity. Gene Ontology annotation, biological process: proteasome-mediated ubiquitin-dependent protein catabolic process. Gene Ontology annotation, cellular component: proteasome regulatory particle, base subcomplex. The record is from RefSeq and is a predicted model, not a curated record. Lineage: Eukaryota; Fungi; Ascomycota; Sordariomycetes; Hypocreales; Hypocreaceae.
CAACGCCCUGCCAUUCAGCAUUCUAUACGAUUAACAUCUUGACGACGCAUAUCACGGCCGCAGCAGAUCCCCCCAAAGCACCACUAUCGAUUCUCCCUUCUCCUCCCUUUGCAGCCCCGCUGAGAGCCCGCCCAAGAUGGCGCUCGACGAGUACUACCGCAACAAGAUCGAGGCGAUGAAGCUAGAGAUCCUCAAGGGUCAAGCUGCCCUCCGCCGUCUCGAGGCCCAACGCAAUGACUACAAUUCCCGCGUGCGGUUACUGAGAGAAGAGCUGGGCCUGCUACAACAGCCCGGAUCCUACGUUGGAGAGGUCGUCAAAGUGAUGAGCACCAAGAAGGUUCUCGUCAAGGUACAUCCCGAAGGCAAAUAUGUUGUCGAUGUCUCCGACAAUGUCGAAAUCGCCAAGCUUACCCCCGGAAAGAGAGUCACACUGCUGUCAGACAGCUACAAAUUGGAAAAGAUGCUGCCGUCAUCGGUCGAUCCCCUGGUAUCGCUCAUGAUGGUAGAAAAGGUCCCCGACAGCACAUACGACAUGAUUGGUGGAUUGGAUCAGCAGAUCAAGGAGAUCAAGGAGGUUAUAGAGCUGGGUCUGAAGCACCCGGAGCUAUUCGAAUCUCUGGGCAUUGCCCAGCCCAAGGGUGUCCUGCUAUACGGACCCCCAGGUACAGGAAAGACUCUGCUGGCCAGAGCUGUAGCCCACCACACAGCUUGCAAGUUUAUCAGAGUCUCUGGUUCAGAACUGGUGCAGAAAUACAUUGGUGAGGGUAGCCGAAUGGUCCGAGAGCUCUUCAUCAUGGCCCGAGAGCAUGCCCCCUCAAUCAUCUUCAUGGAUGAAAUCGACAGCAUUGGUUCCUCUCGAGUUGAGGGCUCAUCGGGUGGCGACUCCGAGGUCCAGCGAACCAUGUUGGAGCUGCUCAACCAGCUGGAUGGCUUCGAGCCCACCAAGAACAUCAAGGUCAUCAUGGCCACGAAUCGUCUCGACAUUCUCGACCCCGCUCUGCUGCGACCCGGCCGUAUCGACCGCAAGAUCGAAUUCCCCCCGCCUAGCAUCGAGGCACGAGCCGACAUUCUCCGAAUCCACAGCCGAAAGAUGAACUUGACCAGAGGCAUCAACCUCACCAAGAUUGCAGAGAAGAUGAAUGGCUGCUCUGGAGCCGAGCUGAAGGGUGUGUGCACAGAAGCGGGCAUGUACGCCCUCCGUGAGAGGAGAGUGCACGUCACACAAGAGGAUUUUGAGCUGGCAACGGCCAAGAUUCUCAACAAGCAUGAUGAUAAGGAGGUUUCCCUGGGCAAGCUAUGGAAGUAAUUGGGUCGUGUUUUCUUCAGCAAAUACAUACAAAAAUACACACACAAAAAUUGUAUGCCGCGCGACCUCGGUUUUGUUUUAUAGAACAGAAUGGCAGUAACGGAAUUGGAGUUGUAAGGAUAGUUGAAUUAUACCAUUAUUCGGGUAUUAACCCCACAGCUCCCAUUCGCCCUUUCAACAUCUUUAGG